UCCAUUAACUCCGUUUGAUGGGUUAUGAGGGCGGUCUGAUUGUUAUUUAGCUUUUCGUGUGUAGAAUAGCCCAAUGGCUGACAAACGACCGAAUGAGUGGGUACAGCUUUUACUUUCCAGAUUCGAUUCCCAGCUUCCCAUACGCACUGGGAUACAUACUGCUCAAUCUACACAAAAUAUGGAAAGAAAUAAAGAAUGUUUAGUAAACGUGAGCAGGUAUAAAUUUUCACUAGUUAUAUCUGGAUUAACAAAAAUGCUUCAAAACAUUGACAGCAUGCAAGUAUACGGACCAGACGCAGAAAGAAAUUUUUGUGACUCACUUUUGAUUGUAUUGGAAACAUUGGAGAAAUGUCUUACAUGUCAACCUCACGAUACUUCCCGACUAGAUGAGACUAUUCUGGUCAAAAACCUACUUCAAGAGUUAUUCAGAGUUAGAAACCUUGUGUUAAAUUUUAUGAAUUUAACUAGUGAAAAUGGAAAAAUGUACAAUCAACUUUUGUUGCUGGUAUCGCAGGUUCUAUACGCCUUAAGUACACAAUACUUUAAUGCUGUAUUCAAUCGGAUACCUAAUUGUCUUGCUUUAGCUGCACAAGAUGAAUCAAAUGUUGAUCAAGCCAAUGAGCUGGAGUUAAUUCAACACUUGAAUUUAGAUAUGCGUAAAUUAUCACGCCUCAUACUAGAAAUUUGCAAUCGUUUCAGAUCAUUGAAAAAGUCCACUUGGUUACACCUUGCUGUUUACUUGGAAAGAGCCAUUUGGAACUGGCUAGAAAAUUAUCCCCAGGAAUUCGAUGAACUACAAAAGAAACCAAUUGAUGAAUUGGCCGACUGUUGUGAACGUCUGUUUGAUUUGUUCACUUCACUUUGUGCUGAAAGUGGGCGGAAGAAAAUUCUUGUUUGGCCUCUACAAAUGAUGCUUUUGGUACUUUGUCCAAAAAUUCUUGAAGAAAUUAAUAAUGCUGAAAACGGAGCACCUCUAUCGCCAGAGCAUCAGAAAAAGAAACAAUUUAUGGAUGAAGUUCGUAAAGCUCUUGCUUCUCAUGGUCAUGGAAGUAGUGGAAAUAAACCAGCUUUGUUGGAAGCUGCAUUAUUAGCUGCAGUUAAUUUAUGCAAAGCAUCAACUUACAUCAAUAUAAAUGACAGAAAUAAUAUUCUCUUUAUUUUGGUUCAUUCAGUAUAUGCUGAUUUACAAAAUUUAUUAUUCAAUCCAAAUAAACCAUAUCUGCGGAACAAUCAAAAUGUAGCAGAAACAGAAUCAUUACUUACAGAAUUUUUCGUUGCAUAUUUUCGUAUAACACCACAUAAUAAAAAUCUCCUCAAAGUUUGCUUGCAAACAACAUCACCGGCUAUUUAUCAUACUGUGCUAGUAUCUGGACUUUAUCGUAUAAUUACUCAGUCACGUCUAGCAUGGUGGCCUGAUGUUAGCCCGUUUUAUUCGAAAUCCACUGAAAUUCGUUCAAUGUUCUUAGAAACAUUAAAUCGUGUAAAUCAUCAUCCACCAAUUCGAAUUACUCAAAGUCUUACAUUUCGAGACAAAAUGAAUUUAAAAAACAAAGAUAAAACUGAAGAUAAUCUAAUGAAUAAAUAUAAUUUACUACUAAAUAUGGUUCGUCUACUGAAUGCUAACCCAUUAUUAAUGCUUUAUAGUCCGCAGACACGUUCAAGUUCAGAUGCUCAGAAAGCAACGUUUGAUUUAAUGAAUGGCCUAAUGUCUUUAAUACAACAAUCUAUUAUGUCUGACUUAGCACAAGAAGCAAUGGAUGCUUUACUUUGUCUUCACCAACCAGCUAAUAUAAGACUAUGGAAUUUACAUUCACCGGCCCAAGCGUUUUGGGAAAUAAGUCCACAACUUUUGUACAGUAUUGCUCAGAAAUUAAUCAAUCGUAAUAUACCUAAUUCAUGUGAUGUUUUAAAAUGGUUAAGAGAGAUUCUUGUCUGUCGUAUAAAGUUUCUUCAACAACAUUGUGAUUAUGCAAAUCUACCAGGAUGUUGUACACGGGGUCUGUUGACAUCUAAUAUGCCAGUUAGUGGGGAUGUUAAUAUAACUACAAACACAAAUACCACAGGUGUAACUAGUUUUAUCACAACGGCGACGACAACAACGGCAACGACUGGAUCUAGCUUAUCUACUGCUACAAAUUGUACGCAAACAAAUACAAAUUCAGAUAUGAGUUAUACAGAUGGUGGCGUGUAUAUUGGACCAGCGCCCUCUUCAAAGACGAAUUCUCAAAAUACUUCAUGUUUAAGCCCAUUUCUAGGGCCAUUAGGAAUUAAUCCAAAACGAAAUCAAAUGGCUCUUAUUAAACUAGAAACAGUAUUUUUUACUUACCUAUGGUCACUGGAUUUAGAAGCUGUUUUGACUUCAAUGUCUUGUUUUCGUCUGUUGUGUCAAGAAGCUGAACUUUGGAGUAAUGCUGCAACUUUAGCGACAAUCACUUACGUUCCAGAUAACGAGUUUGUACAGCGUUCUGAUUGUGAAUGUUAUUUGGUAAAUCCCAAUUUAUCUGCUCCUUCUUCCACAGAAACAUCAGAUUGGGCAGAGAAUUCUGUACUGACAACAAAUUCACACCAUAGUGAUUUGGUCCGAAAGUCACCUCCACCUACAGUUAGCUAUAAACUCGCAGUAUCGUCAGCUUCAUCUAGUAGUACUCCUCCUGAAAGUACAUGUAUACGCUUCCAAAACUCUUCAACACCAUAUGAUAAUGACUCCCGAACUCGUCCUAAUAUUCCAGGAUCGUGUAUUGCCUUAUGCAAUUGUGGGUGUCCUCUUUGCACUCCAGUGAGCUAUCUACCAGUAUACACAAAUAUUGUUAGUAAUCCUGCUGUUUCCCGGUCUGUCCACGACUCCAGCUCUCAUUCUAGUUUUAGUACCUCACUAAAUUCAGACAGUAAUCCAACAUUUUGUUCUGAAUAUUCUGAUGAUAGUACAACAAAUUUUUCUACUCAAACAUCGACCAAAGUUAUAAAUCCUAUUCUCCAUACAACCAGUCCAUCUGACAAGUCAUGUUCAUGGUCGUUACCAGCCCAGUGGGCUUUUACUGACUUCCGUCUUCCAGAUCUUCUACCUGUUUACAAUGUGUAUGCUGAGAUUGCUGAUCACAGUCGUUCAAUUGUCACUACAGGACGUGCACAUUUACAAAGACAAAUUCUAGCUUUAUUAAGAAAAAUAAAUCAUCAAACCCAAGGAAAUAAACUUGCCUGGGAACAUACUUAUAUGAUUUGGUUAAGAAGUACAAAAUUUCUAAUAAAUUAUCCUAAAUCAAAAGCUUCCGUUCCAUCAAACGGAACUGAAGACUCUUGUUAUGAUACCACUUCUAAUUCAGCCAAUAAUACUUCAGUGAACGGAUUUUCAUCUGCAUCACUGGGUAAUUCUGCAUCUAUACCUAGUGGUCUAGACUCUAUAUCUAAUCAAGUGGAUACGGCUGUGUCUGGAAUGAAUAUAGAUGGAUUUUCUUCUGCCCAAGGUUCUACCGGGAUGCUUCUUACAAUAGCAAAUAAUACUGGUGGAGUUUCUGUGUCAAGCACGUCUACUGGAACUAGUUCAUUUGUCUCUGGAAGUGCUAUAAGUUCAGGUGCAAGUCGUUAUUUGGCUGUUAAACGUCGUGUCAGUCAACAAUCGCCAGUAAAUGACCAUGAAAUUGAAGAUGUACUAAAUGAAUGGGCAAAUAUGACUGGAUUUCUAUGUGCAUUAGGUUCUGUAGCACUUAAUAUACCACCACUACCUCAAGGAUCUUCUUCACUUUCUUCACAAAUAGCUUCAUCGGGUUAUUCAUGUGACCAAACCAAAACCAAACCUCAACAAAUUCACUGCCCUCAUUAUCAUUAUUGUUCUCAGCAUUUAUUGGAUCAUGUACAUCAACAUUUUGAUCCUAAUUGUUUACGUGCAAACUAUUUCCUACAGUCUCGUACAAAUUUUAAUAAAAGUACUAGUGAUGUUGAUCAAACAGAUGAAUCUCAUAAAUGUCAUUCAUUUCAUGGCGCCUGUCUUAGUGAAUUAACUGCUGCAAGACGUCUUUCACUUGUUCAGUCUAGUUUAAAUCAAGAUAAUCAAUUCUCACCUGUUGCUCAGUUUAUUGGUAAUCUUUUACUGCUUAUAAGUUGUCAACAUGAGAAAUUUGGGCAUCAAAUACAAAAACAUGUUAAAGAAUCAAUUGGAAAUGAAUUAAAUCCUUUGAUUUAUCCAAUUCUAUUCAAUCAAUUACGUAAUCAUGUGGAUGCAUGUUUUUCAGGACAAGGGCAACAACAAGUGGUUGUUACAGAAACCAAUACAUUAUUUAUUGAAAAUGUCAUCUUUAUUAUGCGUAGUAUAUUAGAUAAACGAACUAAAUCGGUUGAUCGAUUAAGUGAUCAUUUAGAAUUAGUUAGUAUAGAAAGUCUUAUGUUAAAUAUUGUUAGGUAUGUUCGUCACUUGGAAUGCGUACAUUCUCUUCAAAUAAAGAUUAAAGUUUGUCAAUUAGUACAGAAAAUGAUGGCCAGACGUGAAGAUUUAGCAUUUAGACAGGAAAUGAGAUUUCGAAAUAAAUUAGUAGAUUACCUUUGUGAUUGGAUUAUGGGCAGUAGCUAUCAUCUUAAUCUUUCCGUACAAACAAAUUACUUGGCUAAUAAUUCAACAGGAACAACAAUCACAACAACAAUGUCUACUGCUACUACUGUUGCUUCUUGUAAUAACAGUAAUGUUUCCGGAGUGUUUGGAUUAUCAAACACCUCAAUCGCCAGCUCUCUUACAUCAGAAUUUAAUGAAAAUGUUUCCUUGUCUAACUCAUCACAAGUGAAUCCACCAAUUUUCCUCCCAUCCGGAGUAGGGAUACCCAUAAGUCAAAGCCAGAACAAUUCUAUUGCGAUAACAAGCCACAAUUCACAAUUAGCGUAUUCAAACAUUGUACCUAGCAGUGGGGUCAGUGGAAUGAUUGCAAACUAUGGUGGUAUUCAUGGUAACAUUACUGGUUGUCCGGUUGUUCCAUAUUGCGGCCCGUUAACGUCAGGAAACUUUGGACUGAUGAACUAUGGAUCCCAAGGUCAGUCAUCAGCAAAUGCUUGGAAUCGAUCCGAUAUCUUGGAUUCUAAUUGUGCAUGGGAUAAUGCAACACCAAGUUUAGGUAUCGGUGUAGGGUUAAUUGCUCACGGACAAUUUUCUAAUAGCCCAUUUUCACCCUAUUUUAGUACUACAGAGUUAACUGGCUUCAGUAGUAUGCCAUAUGGAAAAGUAAACAAUAAUCGAUUUGUAACUGGUGGGCUAAGUUGUAUUGGACAGCCACAACCUUGGAAUGUUGCCAAGUCAACUACUUUGUCGGGAACAACGUUAUGUCAAAAUUACAUAUCAAGCAGUGGUAAUUCUUUAUCCACUGUUUCUACUUCAUCUGGAUUUAACUAUAUUAGUGGUCAAAUCAAUGUAACCAAGUAUGGAAGUAAUAUACCUACAUCCAAUGUUAGUAGUAUAUCUUAUUCUGGACAAUCGUCUGUCGCCAGUACGUGGUCAGGUGCAAGUGGUAUUAAUUAUACUUUGUAUACAGGAACGAACACUACUUCAGCUCGUGUACCAUCCAUCGCAGUCUCUGCUGUCACAACUUUGAGUGUUGGGAGUUAUUCUUCCAAUGUUCCAAAUAUUACAUCAACUGCCGGUAUAGUAGCACAAACUGCCGCUCAGACAAGGGAGUUAGAUCUAGCAUGUAUGGAGGCUGUAGCUGCAUUACUUCAUGGUAUGCCAUUGCAACCUGAAGAAAUUGAUCGAGCAGACUUAAUGGAUGCCAAAUCUCAUUUGUUUGCGAAAUAUUUCUCACUUUUUAUGAAUCUAUUAAAUGAUGUGGCAGAUGAUCGUGAAAAAGGUGCUGAAAUAAGACAAAAUCAUACAGCUUUACGUAAUGUUACAGUUCAAGCAAUGUCAAACCUUUUAAAUGCUAACAUUGAAUCUGGAUUAGUGCACGCGAUAGGUUUGGGUUAUCAUAGAGAACCACAAAGUCGAGCUGCAUUUAUGGAAGUUCUGACAAAAAUUUUACAACAAGGCACAGAAUUUGAAACUCUUGCAGAAACAGCUUUAGCUGAACGAUAUGAGCGUCUAGUUGGUUUAGUGACUAUGGUUGGUGAAAAUGGAGAACUUCCGAUAGCUAUGGCUCUUACUCAAGUUGUUUCUUGCAAUAAUAUGGAUGAAUUAGCUCGAGUUCUCGUGACUUUAUUUGAUGCUAAACAAUUACUUUGUCAAUUGUUUUGCAAUGUCUUUUCUAAAGAACUGGAAUCAGCUGAUAGCAUGCAAGCACCAUUACGUGGUAACACAAUGACAAGUAAAAUUAUGAACUAUUGUUUCAAACAAUUUGGACGCGAUUAUUUACAAUCAGUGUUAGGUCCCGUACUUAUGGAGCUAGUUAGACGAGAUGCCGGAAAUUCAAGUGCUUACAUAACUUUGGCACCAUCACCACCAAUGGUGGCUAAAACAGCAGUAAAAAAUGAUUUCAAUAAUAAACCAGUAAACACUAUCAAGAGUGAUAAUAUUUCUAACUACAACUGUGUGCAACAAUUAGGUGACAUGUCAUCAAUUAAUACGAAUGAAUUGUUGGAAGAUAUGACAAAAUUCAAUCAAAACAAAUUGAACUUAUCCUAUGAAGUAGAUCCUAGACUUCUGCAAUCAAAUGAAAAUCUGGAAGAUAAUCAAAACAACUUGAUUUUUGCUACUGAAUUAUUAUAUAAAAAAUUAAUCAAAUCUGUAGACAGUUUCCCAUCUAGAUUACGAUGUAUGUGCAGAUGUUUAUACAAACUAAUUGGUCAUUUAGGCUAUGUAAAUCAAUCGAAUGAUCAAGCAUUAAAUGUUUUGUCAACAGUCGUAUUUUUACGAUUUAUUAAUCCAGCUGUUGUAUCUCCUUAUGAAAGCGGAAUAUUGGAUUUUGAACCACCAAGUCGUGUUAAACGUGGUCUUAUUCUGAUUGGAAAAAUGAUGCAAAAUAUUGCAAAUCAAUUACUAUUUACCAAAGAGCCGCAUAUGCGUAUAUUUGAUUCGGUUUUACAAAAACACUUUGAAUCAUGUAGACAGUUCUUUAAAGCAAUUGUUGAGGAGUCUACGAAACCUGAUAAAUCGUUGGAUCCUUCUACAUUCAACGGACUAUUAGAUCCUUUAAUAAACAACACUAGUCAGUUAGUUGUCUCCUCUUCAUGGUUAUCCGGUGCAUAUCCUAACUCAUCAACUGUAAAUCCCCUAGAAGCUAUUGCUCCACUGACAAGUGAUAGUGUUUCCUCAGUAUCAGUUUGUACAAAUACAGGUGGUGGUGGCUGCGGCGUCGGAGGAGGUGGAGGAAGUUGUAUGAUUUCUUUUAUUUCCGAUGAUCUUAUACAUGCUUUACAUCGAUUAUUAUUUACAAAUCAAAGUAAAAUUGGUGACUACUUGGCUAGUAAUCGUGAUUGGAAAGCUGUUGGUAGACAACCGUACGACAAAAUGGUAACUUUAUUGGCACAUCUAGGUCCACCUGGGCAUAAAUCUGUUGAUUGUAUGUGGAAUUACUUGGAUAUACCAUCAACGAGAUUAGAAGAUUGGGUACUACGGGGUUACCAGUUUCGUGACAGUGAAGAAUUUAAACAUUUGAAAAAUGUGAAUGCAUUUUACCAAGCUGGUACUAGUCGAUUAGGCAAUCCAGUUUUUUACUACAUCGCUAGGCGGUAUAAAUCACGAGAGUAUCAACGCGUGGAAUAUCCAUUCAUUAUUUGUCUAGUCUCAAUGACAUUGGAUGCUUAUCGUAAUAAACCUUUUGAAGUUGUCAUUGAUUUCACUCAUACAUCAGUUGAAAAUCGAUUUAAGAAUGACCUUUUAAACAAAUGGGCUAAUAUAAUUGGGCCAGUCCUACGUGAAUAUCUUGUUGCUGCAUAUAUUUACAAUUGCAAUUCAUGGGUUCGUGAAUAUACCAAAAUACACGAUCGAUUUUUCUCACCAAUCAAGGGUUCCAGAAAACUUAUUUUUAUCGAUCAUCCGUCACGUUUAAAUGAAUAUAUUGAACCGGAUCAACAAAGACUUCCUGCUGGAACAUUAGUUUUAGAAGAAGAUUUACGUGUAUUCAAUGGAGCCUUGAAAUUAUCGCAUAAAGACACGAAAGUAGCUAUCAAAGUAUGUACGAAUGCUAUUCAAGUUACUUCAACUGAAAAAACGAAAGUUCUUGGUCAUUCAGUUAUUUUGAAUGACGUUUAUUAUGCUUCAGAAAUCGAAGAAGUUUGUUUAGUUGAUAAUAAUCAAUUCACACUAACUAUUUUAAAUGAUAAUGGUCCAUUAUCUUUUAUACAUGACGCAUGUGAUUCCAUUGUUCAAGCUAUCAUACACAUACGUACAAGAUGGGCAUUAUCUCAACCGGAUACACCAGCAAUUCAUGCCAAGAUUAAGCCACGUGAUGUUCCUGGAACUUUGCUAAAUAUAGCAUUACUUAACUUAGGGAGUUCCGAUCCAAAUCUGCGAUCAGCUGCUUACAACUUACUUUGUGCUUUGACACAAACAUUUAAUUUGAAAAUCGAAGGACAAUUAUUAGAAACUAAAGGAUUAUGUAUUCCUGGAAAUAAUACAUUAUUUAUUACAGAGAUAAGUAAUCGUCUAGCACAAUUAGAACCACAUUUAACAUUAGAAUUUCUUGAAGAAUGUAUACAAGGAUUUAGUCGUUCAAGUAUCGAAAUGAAACACUUGUGUUUAGAAUAUAUUACUCCUUGGUUACCUAAUUUAACACGUUUUUGUCGUUCGGAUGAUGCUAAACGACAAAAAGUAAAUAUUAUAAUUGACAAGUUAAUUACUUUAACAAUUGAAGAAGAACAAAUGUAUCCGUCAAUUCAAAUAAAAAUCUGGGGAAAAUUAGGUCAAGUUCCACAACUUUUAGGACUUGUUCUUGACAAUUUUAUACAACGUUCUGUUAGUUGUGGAUUAGGCAGUUUACAAGCAGAAAUUAUGGCUGAUACAUCAGUUGCACUGGCAGCUGUAAACAAGCAACUUGUAUCGAAGAAAGUAUUAUCUAAACUGUGUCGUUUUAUUGAAAAGACGUGUUCUGCGCCAACAACUUUAUUGGAACAACAUCCAUUGUGGCCAGAAACUGCACCAUUGCUACGGUAUUUAUUAAUGUUAUCGUUCAAUAAUUGUUUAGAUAUAUGUACACAUUUGCCUCGGUUAUUUCAUAUUGCUACUUUAUUGGUGUGUACUGGUCCACUAUCUCUAAGAGCGUCUGUACAUGGAUUUGUGAUCAAUGUUAUUCAUUCAUUGUGUACUUCAUCUUUAGCUAAACAAAUUUCUGAAAAAACAGUUCAUCAGCUUCGUCAACUUCUUGCAGAAUUUACUCUCCCAAAAUUUUAUGAGGUGUUUGGCAUACAAAACGUUAAAUGUGCACCUAUUAGCGCAUUUCCACAUUUUCGUCCAGGUGAACGAUCCGGUUUAUUAAUUGGAUCAGCUGGACCUAAUAAUUCAUCUCAUACAGGUUCUGUAGCGUUAAACAUUCCCCCGCAUACUGGACAUAUCGGAGUUAUGUCAAAUCUUCAUCAUAGUCAAGGGAGUAGUAGCAGUAUUAGUAGUAAUUGUAGCGGUGGUACAUGUACAUCAAUGUCAGUUGAUGGUGUAGAUUUAAUCAGUGCUAAAAAAGAUACAAGUUUACAAAGUUCUGAAUUGAAAAAGCCAGAAUUCACUCGAAAUAUUCAUCCAGUUUUAGUAAUGAUUAGUGAUAAUUGUGAAGAGACAAAUAUUUAUCAACGAAUAAUACCAACAUCAAUUGAAACAUCUCAACGCAACCGACAAAUCAAUGAUUCCUUAGACAAUUAUGAACGAAAUCCAUAUAAUUAUCCUCACCAAAAACAACAUUCAUUUUCAAAUGAUAUGUUCAAUUUAAAUCCAGGAAAUAAAGUUAAUUCCACUUUCUCUGAUAAUUAUUCACUAAAAUUAAAUCAAACAGGUCAAUUUAUAGUACCUCAUGUAUUUAAUCCUUGUACAGGCGUACCAUCAUCAUCAUAUUUACCAAACCACGCGAUAUCACAAUUAUCUAUACCCUUAGAUAGUUUAGAUAAUAAACCCGAACGUUUAUCAUUGAGUUCAUUGGAAUUUCUUACUGAUACAUUAUUAGAAAUUAUGAGUUUAGUUAUUAAAGAAGUGCCGAAAUUUACUCAUUGGCUUGAUCAAUGGACACAAUUAGCACGAAAAUUCGCUUUUCAACAUAAUCCAGCCUUACAACCUCGUGCUAUCAUUGUGCUUGGAUGUAUUUGUAAACGUUUUACUGAUACGGACAUUAAACAAUUAUUACGUAUAAUGUCUAGAGCAUUAGCGUCUUACGCAAAUGAAUUGAACAUGGAAAAAGACCUACGACAUAAAACUGUAAAUACUGGACAAGCAGAACUCUACCUCAUUGAAGCAAUAAUUAUUUGUUUAACGAGGCUAUUACCUCUGCUACCAUCAGAUUCAGAAACACAUCAACCAUUAUUUUGGAUUGCAUUAGGUAUUUUACAAUUAGAUGAAGUUUCUUUGUAUGCUGCUGGAUUAGCUUUACUUGAACAAAACUUAUUAACAUUGGAUCAGAAUGGAACAUUUGAACGUGAUUCAUUAAGUAGUAUUAUGAUGCGAUGUAGAGAACAAUUUAUUCUACAAUAUAAACAAAUGGAUCAUGCUGUUGGUCUUAGUUUUCGUGAUAGCUUUCAUUUCGCAUUAGUCGGUCAUCUACUGAAAGGGUUUCGUCAUCCUGAUGUAAAAACUGUUGCUAGAACUAUACGUGUAUUGAAUUUACUAUUGGGUAUUGCUGCAAAACCAAUUAAUCGUGAUAAAUAUCAAGUUAGUCACGAAAGUAUAGCUUAUCUAACAGCUCUGCUACCAGUAUCGGAAGAAGUACGUAAGCGAUGUCGAUUGAAAUUUCGUAUACCUGGUACACUUGUUGGUACAAAUGAACAAGAAUUAAAUAAAAAUAGUAAUAAUACUAAUAAUACCACUAUGAUAACGAAGAAUUUUUCCUCACUCACAAACGCAACAAUAUACUCAACUAAUCAUACUGAUUGGGGUGGAUCUAAUGAAAGUUUACUUGAUACGUUAUCAUCACCUCAACAGUCAAAUUCACGUAGUCAUAAUUCAGUUAGUCUCAUUAAAUCAUUAUUGCCAAAUAAUUUUAUCCAACCAAAUUUUAAUCAGAAAAUUAAUCGCCCACGAUUUGAGUCAAAUUAUACAAGCAAUUUAUUGUCAUCAGACAAUAAUACAACACAACAACAACAACAACUGAUUCGUUCAUCAAAUGAUCGUCAGAUAACAACUAAUACGAUAUCAGAGAUGAAUCAAAGCCAACAAUCUUGUCAACAGUUCCCUAAACGUCAUGCAAUUUUAAGUGCAACAGAUAGUUUGCGUUCACGUUCUAUUGAUGAAUGCAUGCCAAGUGGUAGUAUUAACUCAAACACUGAACAACGAUCAGGUAAUGUUUUGAGUCAAACCAGAGACGAAACAGUCGAUAGUCAGAUUAUGAAUGGAACUGAGUUCGAUGAUGCCAGUGAGGAUAGAAAUCAAAUUAAUCAACGGGAACAGUUAUUACCUAACCCCAUUCAAACUGAACCAAAGACGUCGACUGGAGUUCUUCUUGAUCCAAGUAUCCUUACAGACGAAGCAACUCAAGCUUUAACUAUUGCUGUACUGACGACUUUGGUACGUUAUACCACUGAUGAGAACGAGUCAAGAGUACUAUAUGAAUUUUUAGCAGAUGCUUCUAUGGUUUUUCCUCGAGUAUUUCCUGUCAUACAUAGUUUAUUGGAUUCAAAAAUUAAUUAUGUUUUAACACAUUGUCAUGAUCAAAAAAUUUUAAGUGCUGUUCAAAGUAUCAUACAGAAUAUGAUUAGUAAUGGUGAAACAUCUGUACAACAAUUACAUUAUUUACAAAGUAUCGGUUUUGGUGGUCUAUGGAGAUUUUCCGGGCACUUUUCCAAGGCGAAUCAGAACGCCGAUACUGCCCAGUUAUUUGUGAACUUUCUUGAAGUCCUAAUUGAUUCACAUUUACCAGGAGAAGAUUUAAGAACUUCGUAUACACCAGUUUUAGGCUUAGGAAAUACAGGCCGAGUUAGUAAUCUUUCUAGUGAUUCCUCCUUAAGUUUAUCUAGUGUGCAUGGCCCUAUAAAUGAAGUAUCAACUGUUUCUGUCACUGCUUCCAUUACAUGUACUGUAACUACUGCAUCUACUAAUAUAGACCCGUCUAUAAACAGUGAGCACAGAGAUGGAACUAGUUCAAUAUCACCGAUUACUUUGGUCAAUGUUCCAUGUGUUCUAUCAAAUAAUGAUUCUGUGGAACUAAAAUCAAAUUUCCCUACUAUUGGCUCGACAACAAAAGAUCAACAAGAUUUAAAUUCUAAAUAUUUCUGUUCUACAGGAAGAUCUGGGUCAAAUGUCAGCAGUUUUGAUCAUAUAAUAAAGUAAACCUUCUGGAUAGAUAAUGAACAGAUCUCCUCAAUCAAUUGAAAUGUAAUACUUGCUUUGUACACACAGCAUAUUAAUUUAAUUGACUUUAAUUAUUUAUUCACUGUUACUUGUUUACUGAUAUUAAAUACAAGACAAAUGAACAGAAAUCAUCUUUACACAUUUUUUCCAUGGUUCCAAGUGUUGAUUAAAAACAAAGGAAGGUUUGUUUACAAAAGAAAAAAUCAUUCAUUCCUUUUUCCUUUCCCUUCAUACUUCCUCCUUAUCUCUUUACUUUCAUUACUUGUGAAUAAGUAGUUAACCAUUUUAUCUACUUUAUGUAUAACUGAAUAGAUUUCAAUAUAGAACUAUAUGCUUUUCUAACUAAAUUACUUUUAUGUGUUCAUCAGAGUUUAUCUAUUAAGCUUGAAAACUUUGUUGAUUGAUUAUUUUUUGUUUUUCUAAUUGAUUAUUUCAAGAGAAGAAUAUACUAACCAUGUAUUACACAUUUGCUAACAUAAUCUUAACUUAAUGUUUAUUUUAAUACAUCCGAGUGAAUUUUGAAUUCAUUUGUUUGAAUCUAUAAUUUGUGUAAUAUUUCCGGAAGUUACAUUUUUAAACCUUAUAAUCAUUGAUUCUUUUUUUUUGUGGGAAUAACUUCAUUUGCAUGAAAUUCAAUUUGUGCAUUUAACCAAUUUAUGUGUGUAUAUUGUGUUUAAAUUGAAGAUACCUUGAGUGUUUACAUUUCUAUACGCUUUCUUUUUUCAUUAGAAAGAACUGAUCUACACCGUGGUUUGUCUUAAGAAAAUUAAUAGAUAUAUGUUUACUGAAGAAAUUUUUCAAUCAUUCUAUUCCUGACAAAAUAUUUUUUUGUGUGAAAUAGAAAAAAUGACUUUAAAACAAAAAUAAAUCUACAAUUACCAUUGUGCUUUCAUAUUCAUCGUUAUCACUCUUUGUUUGUUUUUUUAAUUUUUUAGAAUUUCCAACUUAUCCAUCAAAUUACAGUAUAGGUGUUUUGUAUUUUUUCUGUUUUGUUUCGUCUAACUUAUGUUGUUUUCUCAUCUUGGCUUCAACGUUCUUUGCUUCUUUUCAUUAAACAAAUAAAAAUAAUCAACAAAUUGUCCGUUUUUAUUUUUAUCAAUAUGUGACGAUAAUUAUAAUGACUAUUAUUAUUAUUGAACUAUAUACACACCUACCCCCCAACCCCAAAAAAUAUGAAUAAGAGUAAAGUUUCAAUUACUUAUUUUUAAUCUCUCAUAUCUAGAUUUGCUUAUUAUUGAACUUCAUAUAUUACUGGAAAAUUCUGCAUUUGUAUACUGAUGUCUUUGUGAGUAUUUGUGUGCAUUUGAUAAUUAUCUAUCUGAAUUUCAAAAAGAUAAAGUCCAAUGAUUUCAUUCAACAUUUUUCAAUGUUUUCUUUUUUAUGAAUUAUUAAAAAUUGUUCGAUUUCAUUCUGUUUUUCUCUGCCCUUAAAUUUUGAUGUUAUUUUCCAGUGCGUAUGUGUUCUAUUUCACUCCUAUUAUAUUACAGGAUAUCUGUGUGAACCUAUGAUGAAAAUUAUCGUGAUAAUCAAAUAACUUUCCAUAAAAUCAAAAUAAAGCAUUCAAUUGAUAACUACUCUUCAGUUUAUGAAGUGAUAUAGUUUAGUAAAAAAAAUUAUCGUUAU
Schistosoma rodhaini is the source of this 14008-nucleotide messenger RNA. The record is from the annotation of a GenBank genome assembly. Lineage: Eukaryota; Metazoa; Platyhelminthes; Trematoda; Strigeidida; Schistosomatidae.